AUGAGGUCCUUCGAUUUCAGCGCUUCGGCGCUCAGUCUUCUCGCCCUGGCAUCGUCUGCUUCGGCAUUCUGGCGCAUGCCCUGCCCUGGUCGUAUCGCUACUGAGCGUCUCGACCCUAUCGUUGCUCCUGGCGGCGUUUCUGGUCACGUCCACACCAUUUCCGGUUCAAACGGUUUCAAGGCCGAGAUGACAUAUGCUGAUGCCCGUGGAGGUGCAUGCUCUUCAUGUCCUAUCAAGCAAGACAUGUCCAACUACUGGACACCCAAGCUUUACUACCAAUCCGAGAACGGCACCUUCAUUGAUGUCCCUCAAGCUGGUGAUGGCCAAGGUGUCUUUGGUGGUAUGACUGUUUACUACCUGCAGAGAGGUGGUCCCAACAACGACAACCUCACUGCCUUCCCCGAGGGCUUCCGUAUGCUUGCUGGUGACCCUUUCAAGCGUGCUGCAACUAGCGAUUUCGCUGGCCAGGCUGUCAGCUUUGUCUGCCUUGAUUACAGCGGUACCUCUUCUUACUCUAGCGGUCUUCCUAACAAGGUCUGCCCUGAUGGCCUGCGCGCCCAAGUCUUCUUCCCUUCUUGCUGGGAUGGCAAGAACCUCGACUCUGCCGACCACACGUCUCACAUGGCCUAUCCUACCAUGUACUCUUACGACAACGGCCCUUGCCCUGCUGAUCACCCUGUUCACAUGAUUUCCAUCUUCUACGAAGUCAUCUACUCCACCGCCGGCUUCGACUGGUGGAAUGGCACUACCCAGCCUUUCGUCUUCGCCCAAGGUGACCCCACCGGCUACGGAUUCCACGGUGACUUCAUCAACGGUUGGGAUGUUCCUACUCUCCAGGAGGCCACCAACACCUGCAACAACGACUCUGGUCUCAUCACUGAUUGCUCUGUGUUCGACUUCUUCACCAACGCUGAGUCCCAGGCUUGUGUUAUUGCUCCUACCAUUGACGAAGCCGUCACCGGAGAGUUGGAGAAGCUUCCUGGUUGCAACCCCGUCACAUAUGGUCCUGGCAGAGCUCCCUACUCCGAGGCCGGCUGCACUGAUAAUGCCACUCUUGGUUACUCCNCCGUUUACUACCAGAAUGUCACUGGCUGGGACUACGUCGGUUGCGCUCCUGACUCUGUCAGCAGCCGUACCCUUCCCAACUCGACUUACAUGUCUAGCGAUAUGACUGUCGAGAAGUGUAUGUCAUACUGCGAGAACAAGGGUUUCAACUAUGCCGGUCUCGAGUACGCCACUCAAUGCUACUGCGGCUCCACUCUCCCCACCGCCCUCGAGCCCACCAAGGGUGUUCUCGGAAACUGCUUCUCUCCUUGCGCUGGUAACUCGUCGCAGUACUGUGGUGGUUCUAACCGUCUGAGCAUCUACUACACUUCUGCCAACUUGACAGAGUCGACCAUCUCCUGCCCCUCCGGCAACGGCCAGAACUACACCACUCCCAACAACGCUACUUUCAACGUCAACUGCGCUGGUGACUCCAACGGCAAGGAUCUCAACAUGGUCUAUGUCAACAACGGUAUUCAAGAGUGUAUCGAGACUUGCAGUACUACUGCUGGUUGCGUUGCAGCCUCUCUCUCCGGAACUGCCUGUUACAUGAAGAGCACUGUCGGUACUCUGAGAACUUCAUCUGGUGUCCAGCACGCCCAGCUCAUGUCCUCUGCCGCUGGCUCUUCCUCCUCCUCUUCUUCUUCUUCUGCCGCAGCCUCUUCCACCAAGGCUUCAUCGACCAGCUCUUCUGCCUCGUCUACCAGCUCUCUUCCCAGCUCAGCCACCAACUCUGCCGGCUCUGUAUACAACCUUUACUACUCUUCCGACUCUGGUCAAGGAUCGUUCACCAACACUCAAGCUAGCAGCUCUUACACUGACUGUAUGAGCGCCUGCGAUGCCAACUCANAGUGCACUGCCUUCACCUACAUGGGCAAUGCCGUCGCGUCCAAUAACAAUGUUCUUACUGGCUCUCGCGUCAGCCUCGGUAACAAGGCUGCCGUCUCAUCUUCUGCUUCUUCGUCCUCUUCUUCUGCCAUCUCUUCUGCCUCUGGCUUCGUUUCUGCUUCUGGCUCUAGCGCAAAGGCUGCCUCGUCCACCACUUCCUCAAGCGCAACUUCCACUGCUACCAGCACCGUCGCUGCCUGCCCUAACUCGGACAACACCAUCUACACCGAUAAGACUUCUGGUGCUCAGUUCCUCAUUGAGUGCGGUGUCGACCAUGCUGGUGGUGACUUGAAGAUGGUUUACGUCAGCGACUUUGCUAGCUGCAUCCAGACCUGUGCUCAGACCACUGGCUGUGUCGACGUUUCUCUCUCUGGAACUGCCUGCUACAUGAAGAAGUCUGUCGGCUCUGUCGUCAACUCCAGCGGUAUCAAGGGUGCCAAGCUUCUUUCUUCAGGCACUCCUUCUGCCAACGUCAACGUUGCAAACAAGGCCGCUUCAACCUCAGUCAAGUCGUCUUCCGCAACCCAGAAGCCUACUUCCACCAUGAAGACUUCUACCAAGGCUACUUCCACCUCUACCCGCAAGGCUUAA
Messenger RNA from Aureobasidium vineae, 2523 nucleotides. NCBI's taxonomy places the organism in Eukaryota, Fungi, Ascomycota, Dothideomycetes, Dothideales, Saccotheciaceae. The record is from the annotation of a GenBank genome assembly.